Molecule: messenger RNA, 789 nt
Organism: Lottia gigantea (owl limpet)
Lineage: Eukaryota; Metazoa; Mollusca; Gastropoda; Lottiidae
Exons: 1
Coding region: 1-789 (262 amino acids)
Source: RefSeq, a predicted model, not a curated record
AUGGCUGUUUCUGCACCGAGUACCAUUACUACCGAUCCUAUUUGUUCAACUCCAAGUUACAUCUCAACAACCGCUGUAUUUCGUGAAGAACAGUGUUAUUGUGAUUGUUUUGAAAUAGAUACAGACCCUGCUGUUAUACAAGAAAUAAUUGACCAUCUUGUUACAAAUUUGACAGUAAACACUGGGUCUCUAUCCAGUACCAGGCGAGAAAAGACAUCAGCACCUGAUGACCGACCCACAGCCAUUUCGGUGGGAUUUUUUGGAAUCAUGAUCAUCUUAAUUGUUAUAGCUGCUAUAAUAUUCCAAGAUGUAGCAGCAGUUUCAUUUUUGAUAACGAAAGCUGUCAUACGUAAAAUAAGAACAGGGACGUUUAAAGAACCUAAAAAACCGAAACGUAAAAAUAAGAGAAUUGAUAUGAACAACUUAGAUCAAAUGGGUCCCACAGUUAUUAUUAGUGAAGGUAUAAACAAUGGUUUACCCGACGUAGAAGAUCCAGUAGUACCAGAAACUAAUUCAUCAUGUGUAACAGUUUCAAGUGUGGCCCUUACUGUAACAAUAGAGCCAACGACUCAUUCAAAACCUCGACGUCGGCCUAAGAAUACUUCAUCAAGUGUGCCCAAAAGACCAAUCAUUUCAACCAUGAAAAAAACCACUACAACAAGGAAAAUUGUGUCUAAAACAAAACCUUUAAAUGUCAAAGCUUCAACAGGCUCCAAGUCGACAGGGAAAUUCAAUAAAACCAAGAAAAUUGGAGUUAAGCAAAUAACCAAGUUGAAAAGCAAAAUAUAA